Messenger RNA from Serpula lacrymans var. lacrymans S7.9, 1686 nucleotides. RefSeq lists its product as uncharacterized. The transcript is spliced from 3 exons. Lineage: Eukaryota; Fungi; Basidiomycota; Agaricomycetes; Boletales; Serpulaceae. The coding region runs from base 9 to 1580 and encodes 523 amino acids. The record is from RefSeq and is a predicted model, not a curated record.
UCUCCACGAUGACUGACAUUAACUAUGCAAAGGCGAACAUCACUGAUGACUUGACAGACGACAUUAUUUCAUCUGAGGACGUAACUGAUCCGGGUAAUUUCGAUACAAAGAACGUGAAAUCGAUUUGGAGGCUCCAUUUGAAGAUCACUGAUAUCAAGAAAGAUCGCUUGCGAUGGAAUAAAGAGUGGGAAAAGGCUUUGAAGUCUCUGGAAUCGAGCGAUGUUUAUAGAGUGAUGUCGAGUGCGUGGAAGACUGUGGGAGCCAGGGAACGUGCACUGUUGGAGACAACGAGGGCCAUGGUUCUGAAGGUACAAACAGGAGCGGCAACGGUUACUGGAGACAUUAUGGAGAGAGAUGAUUUUAAAAACAUUUGGUUCUUGUUGGAAGAAUCAGAGCGCAAACGACACAUCCUUGAAGGACUUCAGGGCGCCUGCAAUCACGCCGCAUGGGGUGAAGACUCUCGAGCUUUAUGCCCUGAGUUGACUGCCAGCGCUCUACUGAAGGCGAGAGGACAAGAGUUCCUUGACCUCCUUGCUCAGUUCUUGCAGGCCAAAAAGUCUUCGAAACCUAGCGCUCCUUUUUCUAUCCCUAGUACGUGGUGGGAUCACGCCAUAGACAACGCACCCCAGCCACUUCCGGAGAGGGAUGAGUUCGCAUACGAAUGUCUGACGCUUAUUAGGAACGAGUUUAUAGGCCGCUUUGUUUUACAUACGAGCGCAUCUAUCCUCCACGAUAUUGUUGUGGGUAGCGCAGGGAUGGACCCGAUCAUCAAUGCAACGGAGAACACGGACGGUACUUUUGCCAGGGGUAUGGCAUAUGCGAUGAAAGGUGUACGCGACAAACCGCUGAUCCGUUGUGAAAACUGUACAAAAACUCCUGAAGAACUCGGAAAUGUUCGGUUCAUGGUAUGCAGCAUCUGCAGGAUAAAAUUGAAGUUCGACAUCCAUUACUGCUCUCAAAAAUGCCAGAAAGCAGACUGGCCUAAACACAAGCAACAUUGUGGCAAGGAAAAGAAGUCGAAGGGACUACAGGGGACUGUUGGGGACAGGUUUUGGGCAUUUCCCCAUAUACCCGACAGUUGUCGUGAUAUUCCAGAGGGGCCUGAUGGACAUAUUACCAUGGAAUCCAUCGAUGCUGGCACGCCCCAAUACAAACGUUCUAAAUCAUUACAACGCCAGGUUGCCAUGAUCGAAGAGGAUAAAGACACAGAUUACUUCCUUUUCAACUCUUCUGGUCAGCCGAUUCGUUUCACGAUUCGAGAUAUGUUUGCCAAAAUGAACUUUCGAAUUCUCCGCCGCAUGGCAAUGUCGACUGCUAAUAAGGAGGGUCUCGAAGCAAUGGCAGAGUACAUGAUCAAGUAUAUGCGAGAUUUACCUGGCCUUAGUCGGUAUACUAUCGUGAAGCAGCUGUGCGCCGAAUACGGGGAGGACACAAAAGAAAAGUUGACUAGGUGGGAGAAGCGGAGUGUCGAGAUGGGGAAAAAGUCUACUCUCGUUGAAUCGAUGAGCCAGGGGAUGUCAGCGAUGGGCCCACAGUUGAUGAACUUCACCCCUAGUAAAAAAUACAACAAGGGUCACUAGGAGAACGGGGUGAAAAAGAUAGGAAUUAAUGUACAAUUAGUGAGACAUACUUUGGGUCAGGCGUAGGAACACUUAAGUGCGCAAUCAAGGGCGUUUUCAACAGUUC